Molecule: messenger RNA, 40421 nt
Organism: Pocillopora meandrina
Lineage: Eukaryota; Metazoa; Cnidaria; Anthozoa; Scleractinia; Pocilloporidae
Source: the annotation of a GenBank genome assembly
AUGGCGACUGCCGCCACAAGUGCGAAAACAAGGCAGCGAAAACACUCCUUCUCGUCGUCAAUCUCGCUGCUAAAUCGAACCAGAUCGAUGACGGACCAGACUCUACUUGGAGUGUUAAAUAUACUCCGCAUGGACGAAGGACAAGGUCAGAGUUUUAUGGUGAAGGCCAUUCUUCCCGAUGGAAAACCGAGAUUGGUAAGGCUGAAAGACUUCAUCGCGUAGACUAAGCAAUAUUUUAGCAAGCAAUUUUUGAUUGUUGUGUUUUAUUUUCAAAAUUGUGCCACAGUUAUUAUUUGUGCGUGUAAGUCUCUUUGGUCUUUCCUAUUGCCGCAUUUUUCGAAUGUGAUGGAAUUUUUUUGGCGUUUAAUUGAGCAGUUGGGUACAGCGUUGGAAUACUGUGGUAGAAUUUCAUACUGCGGCAUGUUGAUUCCAAAAUGUCUGUCGUCAAAUCCGCAAUAUUUUCGGCGUUGUUAUCAGCUGUUUUAUGCGGAAAAUAAACCUUGCACACCCAUGAGUCGAAUAAGUUUAAUAAUCUUGUGGUUUCACGCGGAAAUGUUUUGUUAAACAUGCACCAUUGCGACCGUUGCAUAUCGGUAUUAACCAAGAGGAUGUUAUGUUUUGUUUGACAGAGUGACUGUGUUGAGUGGCUUCACACUGCGAUUUAUCGUUUUUGAGUUGAGCAAACAAAAAACGAGAAGCGAGAUUUGCAGACAUUGGUGUAAAACUCUUCAGAAUAUUUUUUGAAAGUGUUUUGAAAUAACAAACCAACCCGAUCAUCGGAAUUAAUGUGCGUGAUUCGAAAAUCGGCUCAAUGUGUUUAAUUUGACCUCGGUCAAUUCGUCAUUUCCUUUCCUUCAAUGGCUUGUUACGGUCUAGAUCAUAAGAUGUCAUUUCUGAAUUAAGUCUCGAGACCUUUUCAUAGCGAUCGAGGUCCUUGUUACAUAAAUGCACACCUGUUAUGUAAAGUUUUGAAUGAAGUUCUACUAAGAGCUCGACGAUUCUUUCCUUAAUCGACGCCGUCAUCGAGGAAUGUCCUAGUAAUUAAUUCUGGGUGGUAAACCCACUUUUAAAAUACUUAACAAAUUCGAUCUCGCUUUAAAUUUGCGGUUUCUGGUAUUCUUUUGGUCAAUUUCUUGACACGUCAAACUUCAAAACCAGAACAAUCGUUGUGUCGGAAUCUGCAUAACAUGUGAAUGAAGGUUAGAAUUCUCUUUACAGAAAAAUUUUACAAUUUGCCACAACCCUUUCUUUUUUUUUUUUUUUUUUUUUUUUUCAGGGUUGGUCUUGAGAUAUUUACAUACAAUAUUCUGUAGUCUAAUAUAUUAUCAAUAAGAGGGUUAAGCUUGAAUAUAAUUGCUCUUUUAUUGAACCUGGAACCAUUAAAUUGGCUUAAAUUGUGUAUUUAAAUUUAGGAUAUUGAGCAGAACAUGAGCAAUCACCAUUUUGAACUUAGAGUAUGAAGGAAUGCAUAGUUGUAUAGUAUUCUAGAUAACCAUUUCAUUUUGGUUUUCAGAUAGGCUUCCUUGGUUGUAGUAAUAACAGAUAGCUCAAUAUCUUUAUUUAGAGUUAAAUUGCUUGAAAAAGCCUGAAAUGCUAUUAUAAAAUUAAUCAAAACUAUAACAGAAUUCUUGAACACGAUUGGUUAUAACCAGCCUGAUUUGAGCAUCUAUAGGACAGUGUAUGUGUCAUGCAUGUAAUUGGACAGUGUAACAGGACAGUUGAUAGGUCAUGCCUGUGUGAGUGGACAGUGUAACAGGACAGUUGACAGGUCAUGCCUGUGUGAGUGGACAGUGUGCAUCAAGUGUGCAUGCUGUAUAUGCCCAUUUUUCCUUGUAACUUUUUUAUGAAAACUUAUGACUGAUGUCUAGUUUCUUUCUCAAAUUUUGUCAUAGUUCAUAUUAUUUGGUAACACAACAUCCUGUCAUCCAAUUCUGUCUAUACUAAUACUUGAUAUUAACAAAUCAGACUCCCGCUUUGCGGUCAUCCAAUUACAGACCAAAUUGGACUCCGCUCAGUCCCAUCACCAUUGUUAAUAUAAUUUACCAUUUAAAAGUACCCUUCAGAUAAGAAUGAUAACAAAUGAAAAUAUCCCUGGCCUCUCUUCUCUUUAUAGUUUUUGAAUGUUUUUGCAAUUGCAUAGUAGUUUUUUUGAGACCAUUUUUAACUCAUUUCUUGAAAGUUGGUGUUAACCUCUGAGUAAAACUUGACUAGAGAAAUGCUUUGUGUGUCACUAUAUGAAGGGGUUUAUUAUUUUAAGUGUCUAAUCCAGGGUUUUAAUCAAAAAAAAAUUUAAAAAACCAUCAUGACUAGAAAUUUUGAGAUGAUCAUAAUUCAAAGAUAAUUCUGUAUGCAUGACAGUAAUAGAAUCUAAAAAUAUUUAAAACUAACAUUUAUAUUUUAAAGAGAUGCUUCUGCGCAACUCUUGCUGUCUCAAGUUUACCCUUUUGACCCCUACCAGGGACUAGCAUCUGAUGGAAAUUUUUCUCUUCAGUUUCACUCUUGAAUAUUACGAUCACAAGAAUGAAGGAAAUGAUCAAUAACUGAAGAAGAUCUUGAAUUUUGAAAUUCUCUUUGUUAACACCCUAGGAAAUGUAUCGAGAACUGUAUGGAGAAUAUACAUACUGAUGUUAGAGUCCAAAGGGUUACUGAGUUGUUUCUGUUUGUUUUGCUUUUUUUUAUCUUGAAAUAGUCUAAGUUGAUAUGCACAUGCAUGUGCAAAUGUAGCCCAUGCAAGGUUAUGAUGUAGCUGACAAAAAUUAAUGUACCCAGAGUAGAGAACUACAAGCUACUUGCCGCUUUUUCAAACCUAAAAGUUCUUUGUUUCACACAUCAAUGUAAUACAAAGGAAACUUGUAGCACUGAAUAACAAAGGCACAUGAGUCACGCGUGCUAAAACAUUGUACAUACAUGUAUGACUACCCUGUGUCUGAGUGUUAAUGAAAUUCAUCUGUGCAGUUAACGUAUCCACACAUGCCACUGUAAGAUCAGGGAGCUGGAGCAUCAAAUGGUUAAUUAAAGAUGCUGGUCAAAAUUAAUGCAGCUGUGGCAAAUGAGUGAUUUUUUUUUCAUCUCUCACAGAUAGGUCUUGUAUUUCCACACCAAUUCAUUUACACGUAUUAUUUUCAUUUUCCAUGUAUCAUUUCAACACCUUUUUUUUUUGCCCUUUAUAUAUCAUAUUUCAUGUCUCUUUUAGCUGUGUCUUUUUUUUGUGUCUAUUUAAACUUUUUUCAUAUGAGUGUUUCUUGUCUUGUAUUUUCCCUCAGUGUAUGGUAAGUUUUUUGUCUCAGGGUAUCUUUGCAUUUAUUUUUCUCAUCUUGUUAGUAAAUUUUUGUGAAAGUCGUUUUUCUGUUCCUUAGGAAUGUACUUCUUCACAUGCAUAUUUAAAAGUAGUGAAAUUUAAUGCUGAGAAAAUGUGUUUGAGUGAUGUAGGCCCUUGCCCCUUUUAUUAGGGAGGCCACUAAGUGACAAAUGUAGGUGUAGUUUCAGUCAAAAGAACUGGUCAUUUACCACAGACAAAAUAUUUACUGAACACAGUAUGAAUAGAAAUAAAGGCAAGCUGAUAACCAGACAAUACUCACCAAGCUUGAGGAGAAGGAUAAUUUCCACUCUAAUUUAAUACAUUCUUCAGGUACAUGUAGUCACUCUAUGCUUAGAAAACUUGGAUGCAUUUAGGUGCAGUGGGCAAUUUGUUUUGGAUACAGAUUUUACUUUUGCUUUUUUCUCUUUUCUACAAAUUGAAGCAAUACUAGUUCUUUUUUUUUCAGUUUUAAGUUUUGGAUUAUGGAAGUUAAAGUUAUAGCAUAAAGACAAGUUAAUAUGAAUACAAUUUUUAUAAUUUUUAUAAUUUAUGAAGUAUUUGCAACAAAUUUUGUUGCAUUAUGCAAGGCUAUUGAUUUUGCACUAUUCUUGCAUAAAUACCCAAAACAAGGGAAGAAGAGGCUUUUUCAAAAGUGUUUACCCUUUCUGAAUAGCCACCCUCCCCUAAAAAAAAUAAACAUAUCAAAACUGGAUGGUUUAUAGAUCCAAAGUAUUUGAGUAAAGGCACUGAAAAAAAAGUCAAUUUAGUGGUGUUGGCCAUUUUUACACGCAUGCAAAACAUAAUGUGGUGAUGUUUUCUGUAUUUUGUUUCCACAUUUAGUUGAGUGCAGAGCGUAACAUGACAGUGAGGGAUCUUGUUGCUGGAAUCUGUCAGGAAUACAAUUUAACCAACUACCAAGUGCGCACUUUACCAGAAAAGACUCUUCUGAAUCUUGAAGCAAGUGCUACAUCUGUAGAGAAUGCGGAGAUAGCCAUUGAGGAUGUGGACAAGAUGCUGUCAAAUUUUCAGCUUGACAAUCUUCAUACAAGUGAGUUUUUGUGGAUAUACUGCACUAAUUGUUACAAAGGGUUUGAUACAAGGUAGUUGUUUGAAGUAGAAUAGUGCACAUUUGGAUUGUUGGUUAGUCUGGACAACUUUGCAUGAAGUGUUCCUGGCUAGGAACAUCUUGUACAAUUGUGGUUCUACUGUGCACCUCCUUUGCCACUCAAAAACAGGGUUGACCUGCCAAACCACCAGGUAGCCUUCAGCCAUUUUUUUUUCCCACUUCAUUCUAGCUUAAGACCACAUGGAAAAUUGUAGAAAAAUAGCGUAAUUGAAUGCAUGAUUUUACUGCACCACUAACUAGUUAUUAAUUUUUUGAAUGCAUUUCAUGUUCAGAAUUUUCUUGAAGGUUCAUGUGAACUUUGUUUAAUACUUGGGACAUUUUAACUGAAUUGUUUCUUAGUCUUGCAUAUAAUCUGACAAAAAAAACUUAGUGCCACUGAUAAGAGGGUUGCCUACUUUUUCUUAUUUGCCAUUUAGUUUCAACCUAAUUGUUAUUUUUGCCAUAUAUUCUUUGAACCCCAGGGCAGCAUUGUUCAAAACUGGGUUAAGAUCACCCAGGGUUUGUGUGAAGUCUGAUUUCAAAUCUGUAGCUCUAAAAGAAGAUGCAGUGUAAUUCCAUUUUUCUUCAAUUUGAAGAUUGAAUGCUUUAAAAACUAUUGGGAAAAUUAUCCCAAAAUGGCUGUUGAACAAAGAAAUGUAGAAACCUGGAUUCAAAUUUAACCCUGGGUUAGCAAUAAUUGGCCUUUGAACAACUGGCCCAUGAUGGGCAGUCUAAAUUUGGUUACUUUUCUAAGGGGGUUCAGUUUGAGCUCCAGCCUGGGUGUAAUGCUGUGUUCUUGAUUAAAACACUUUACCUAUCCUCGACAUUACAAACCAACUUAUGUUUAUUUUGACUGUAAAUAUGUGAAAAUCAUAUAUGUUAAAUAUUUUGUUGAUUGUCUUGCCAUUCCAGUUAAAGAUGAUAGACUUCGCUGUGUGAAAGAGCUAGUUUAUGCAGAAGAAGUUUACAAUGACUGCUUGAAGAGCCUGUUUGAACUGUAUGCUGAACCAUUAAAGUAAGAAUUCUUAAUGCUUCUGAUAGUAAUGGAUCUGUUUGAAGCACCAUCAUUAUUUUGGUCUAAAUGGUGGGUGGAAAAACUUCGAAGUCAACAAGUUCCAUUCCUUACACUUACGUAUCACAACAGAACAUGAAAUAUUACAAUUGUGACAACAGUUUUGCCUUAAAACAUAUUCCUUCUUUUGAAUGAUCCUCUUUUGGAUGGAUAAAAGUGCAAAAGACAUUUUCAAAAUUUGGUUUCCUGAGCAGUAGUUCACAUGUGGAACACUGACAAGACUUAAGUUAAUGCUAACUGUUGACCGGUAAUACAAUUCUGGUUGCUAAAAACCAAUUUUUAGUUGCAUUGGUAACCAGCUGGUUGCAAUUUUGGACCUUGCUUUUGUCAUGGUGCAACUUUGCGGAGGAUGGUUUCAUCAUGGGCCGAAAGCAAAUUUUCUGUGAAGGGUAAAUGGGGAAUGAUCUUUUUACAUACAUUUCCUCUCAAAGUGGUAAAUCUUCUGAGAACAUCAAAUUUCUAACACAAAAGAUUCUGCUAACUGAGACACUUUAUGAAACUUACUAAUUAAAUGCUUUUUGUCUUUCAUUUACAAUUUUCAUCUGGAUCUGACAUUUGUUUUCCACAAUUUUGUCUUGCGCAGAAGUAAACUUUCAAGGGCUGAACAUCAUACAUUGUUUGCCCAUGUAGAGCCAAUAUGUACCUUGAGUUCUUCUCUUUAUGUUAAAGUAAGUUUUUUUUUUCUUUAUUGAUUCCUUAAUAAGGUUUCUAUUCAGACUUUAUUAGCUAUACAGAUUAAAAGGGAUGAUUGGUUUGAUAAUGCAUGUGCACAGGAGGAAUUUUCUUCUGAAGGGAGGGGGGGUUGGUGUGUCCAACAGUGGGCCCCUCCUUGUAUGUGGGGCAUGCCAGAUUGUCAGGUUGUGAUGCCACAAUACAGAGUGGGUAACAUUACCCUAAGAACACCCAACCUUAGCCAGGCCUCUGUGCUAUUGUAUCAGUGUAGAUAGAAAAAUGUAGGUGCACAAAAAUGUUAUGAGCAAUAAGUCAUUAGGAAAUACAGUGUAGGCCAAAUUAUACAGGAAUAUGCAAUAGGAAUUUCUUACAGUGCAAGGUGAAUUUUUGGUACCUUUUUAUUGUUUUAUUUUUAGGUGGAAGAAGCUGCUAAUAAUUGGAAUUCAGCCUCUACUGCAAUAGGUAAACAAAUAAAACUGUAUAUAUUAUCAACCCCUUUUUUUUAAUUCAAUCAGUUGUGUAGUUAAAUCUUUUAUUUGAUGGGGAACCUUUUCCAGCACAAGCUGCAAUUACUUCCUCUCACAGUGUCAUCUUCCAAACUGAGGAUGAAAUGCAAUAAAGAAACUUUUUAUCUUGAGUCUACUACCUGGAUGUAAUACUAAAUUCUCCCAAAAAAUUUACAUGGAAACAUAUCACAGCUGGAAGGGUGAAUAAACAAUCAGAUCUUGGGAACUUGUGACCAUUUAUGGCAUAUUCUUGAUCAUUCUUCAGAUGCACUCAUGGUUGCGUUUACCAACUUGUAAUUCUAUUUUUGUUUAGGUGCCAUUUAUGCAGAGUUUCCUUUGUUCAGGGAGAUGUACGAAGAUUACUACUUGGCAUUCAAGUUUGCAAGAAAGUAAGCGUUGAGCUUUUCUGUGUGGAUUCUUGAGUGUGUGUGUGUGUUUGUGCCAACUUGGUUCCUAAGGCCUCUCUCGGUCCUAAGUCUCGUGUUUGGUCACUUGCUUUGGCUCGGUUUUUAUUCAUGUAACGUGUCACGUGCUUCAGCUCUCACGUGCCUUAUCUCUCGUUUACUUCGUUGUUCACGUUCUUUCUCGAUCGCUUGCUUCGGCUCUCACGUGCACGGCUUUUUACAUAACUCGGUCUCGUGCGUUGUGGUUAGUAUGUAACAGUUUCCUUUUACAGUAAGGUUAACUUUCUUGGAAUGAGUUUCCGAAGAAGCUAAUAUGCUCACUAAAGCGUACGUAAAGAUUUCUCGUCAUCUUAGCAACCUAAUGGACUGGUGAGUUAAUACUUGCAGAUAUUUUCACACCCAUCAGGUUACUUGAGAAGUUUUUAAAGUUAUUUAUUUGUUUAUUUCAUUGAGAAGUUAGAGAUGCCCUUUAUUUGCCCUUUGAACUUAGGAAGCUGGUUUUGAUAAUUUGUAUCUUUAAACGGUGUCAUCGCAACUGCUGAGUUUUAGCAGUUUCAUGCUAAAAUGCAAUCUGUCUCACCGACUAACUGGCAGAUCGCAUUAAGGCUUGCGAGUCGUCUCUUGAGCUAAGACUUUGCGAUGAUUUUCGUCGCGAGACUCUAUCGGAAAGGCUGCUGAGGGUCAGGUGAUGAGUGAGUACGACACUUGUGCGCCACAGCAAAAUCAUGUUUAAACCGGAUACGAUUAGCUGCGUUGAAAUAAUUAUCUUGUCUAAUAAGCUUUGCUGUAAUCAUAGAUUGAGGAAGCUCUUGAAUAUGUGGUAAGAGGGGUGGUCAAAGGGCGUCGUGCAUUCUGUGUCGGGGGAAUAUAAGAAAGAAAAUAAAAGGUUUCUUUUACUGUAGGAUACGGUGAGAUGAUUGGUUAGGAUGACUGAGGCAGAGAUGUAGGAGAGGACGGGGUGUGGGUUGGGCCGGUGAGGUCUUUCUUAAGAGGGGUAGGGGGGCGUUGUUAGUCUGUUGUGUCUGGAUGGCUGUUAGCUAGGUUGAGGGAUUUUUCGGCCACAGUUGUUAAGAGGAAUGACGUCUCAAAGCGGCACCUUUUGUCAUCAUGAGCAUAAUAUGUACUUGUGUUGUGUCGUGCAACCAAGACAUGCCAAACAAUAUCGAAGUGGUACAAACUGUUUUUCAAUUGACGCUACGAUUUGGUUGUUUGUCUUACAAAUUAGUCUGUACAUUUGUACUUACGUUCUUUUCCUAGCCGAUGAUUGAUUCAUAGCUUAAAAAACCCAAGGAGGAAACACGGUUUUAAAAGUGUUAUUAUUAUUAUUGUUAGUACUAAUGUCUUGUUAUUGUCAUUAUCUUUGUUAUGUUAUUUUUCUGAUUUCUUUUUUAUUCACCCUCUUUUUUUGCACGUGCCUUUCUAAGGACUUUAUUCUUUUGUGUCACGAAAUCUCUGUAAUCUCAGUCACGUUUCACACGUGAUUGAAAGUCGGUUUGAGCAGCCAGAGGGAGCUUGUCUUUGUUGGGUUGGCAGCAGUGCAAUGCUUUCCAAAUGGACUUUGAAACAUGCACAAAGCAGUUACUUAAUAUUCCUUUAAGCUUCAGGGCAAUUAUUGAGAAAAGAUUGUGGGCUGUUGAAAAAUAUUGUAAGACCUUUAGCAGAUCGAUUUUUCUCUUGCUAUUUCAGCCUGAUGAGACAGAAGAGAGAAAAUGACAGCGAAUUUAUGACAUUUGUGCAUAACCAGAGGGGAUCACACAGGCCUCAGCUGGAUUCGUUAUUGUUAAAGCCAGUGGGUAUUUCUUUUUUUUGACCAUGUUGAGGCAAUUUAUUCAUUAAUGCAUUGUGUUAGUCUCGGUGCCACUUUUUAUGGCGGUGUUUUUAUUUAAAUGGACUGGUGCGAUAUCUGAGUCGAUUUAUUACCACAUACGCGCACCUAGAGUGAGUUUGUAAUGCGAAGCGAUGUCUUCUGUGUGCUGGAGUUAAAAGGAGAGUCAUACAGAUAUACCUUGCGGUUUUGAGAACGGCCUCCAUAAGAUGGGUGAGUCACUAGUUAGAAUCCAACUGAUUCUCCUCCAAGAAAGGUAAAGGGUCAGUGAUUAGACAUUAUCACGAGUUACUUUCUUCUUAAAAGCGAGAGAACUUUGACUGUUCUACUUUCACCUUUAAUAAUUUCAUCGUGAAUCACGCCAUGAUUUAGUUGAAUGAACAGACUGGUACAGUUGCUUGAAUCGUUACAAAAUUUACAAUUUUAUAACAUGCAAGAAACCUCUUGCUGAGGUUCCGUACAAAAAAAAUGGAAACGUUAAAAAAAAAAAAAAGCUACACACUGAAAUUGGCGAGAUUUCCAAGAGGAUUAGAUGAUGACAAUCUUGAUUCUUGUCAGAUCGCCACUGUAUAUAUUUCAGCACUGUAGAAGUUGAUGAUACCUUCAACAACCUAACAGAAAAUAUAAAACUUUGCUAAAAUAAAGUUUCUUCUCCAGCGUAACUUGCACAAUUCUAGGCGGACGAAUUUGAUCCUUGAGGUAUAUGGUUUCAUUGAAUUCCUCUGUGGUUUUUGGUCUGAAGUUUUGAGAGCCACUGCCUACAAUCCAGUUGAAAAUAUCGCCUGCCAAGUACACCAAUGAAUUCACUUUUCUAGAAUCAGUACUUGGCGUUAUUGUAACUUAACAAACAUUAGAUUGAUCUGUCUUGGUGAGGAGAAAAGCUGAUUAACUUGAAAUUGAAAAACAUUCAAGAACAGAUAACAUCCAUUCGUUGGUAUUUUAAUCUCGGUAGACCUUUGUGAUCUUUAUCGGUUUUCAUAUUAAUCGGUGUCUAUGUGUUUGUUUAUUUUCUGAUUUUCUGAUACUAUCUGCCAAAAUGCAGUUUUUAUAUCUUAUUUGAUCAACAAAUUGUGCUUAUAUUUCUGGGGUAAUUCGGAGGAAUCAAUUUAUGUCGAUGGACGGGCGCCAGAGGCAACCACAGGUGUAUCCACAAUGCUAUGGAAAUUUUUACUCCUCCUUCCUAAAAUUUCGUUUUACUCGUUGUGGUAUCAAUUGAAUAUGACUAAGACCAUUAGAUUUCCUUCGAGUAAAACGUUUCUUUGGAUGUAUUUCUUGUCGACUCAUUGUGGUCUUGACAUACCAUUGUUGUUUCUACAACAUUCAAUCAUAGAAUUGUUUUUCAGUCGUGGUCAUUUACAAACGCUCAUCAAUCUUCUCCUUAAAUGGUUAUUUUUUUUUUAAAGCGAUAUCUCAUAAUCGAGUGUGCCCAAGGCUUGUCUAAUUUGUUUUCUCAGCCUUGUGAUCACCAUGAGAUAAAAAAAAUUAGUUUCGAGUUUUUAGAACUUUCAUCACUUGCCUACGUUUUAUAAUUGAAAACAUCUGAACUUUUUUUUCAGUGACAGAAAGAGCGCAAUGGUUUCGCAGUGAAAUAACAAACUGCAGCCAAUGUGUCGCGUAGACAAAAGUUAUUGAAAAGCAGUCAUUGUUUAAAUGUGCUCAUUUUAAUUUCUAGAACCGACCUUUCUGACCUUCUUGCAGUGUUCUACUCAGCUGGCGACAUAAAGUGUUGAAGCGCUCUGAUCAAACGGCGAUUAGAUCUGCACGGGAUAACAUUAUCAUCGUUUAAUAUUUGUUGCUUUCGCGUGUUUGCAGUUCGUUAGAUGAACGUUCCUGUGUUUCUUAACGUGGUUUGUUACACGAACAGUGAGGAUUCUUUUUUGUGCAUUAAAACGAGGGCAAUUUGAUUAAUUACUUGCGGCCUAAAGAAACAUACAAAACUCGGGCCUUUUGAAGUGCAGGGUAAUUAUUACAGGUCUAUUUUUAAAAUAAAUAAUAUUGAAUUAUAUUGCAUUGUUUCAAUCCGAACGAAUUUUUAUUCAAAUACUUGCGCGUUGUUCCGCGCAAGUAUUUGAAUAAAAAUUCGUCACAUUCUCUUCCAAAUUUAGAGCGGUACCAUUUUAAGUAGAAAAAAAUUCAGUUGCCCAUUUAGGUUACAUUACUUUGAAGAAUUGUCUUUAAUGUAAUUAAACCUUGGAAGAAUUGCAUCCUCGUGGAAACAAUUCCCUAAGAGGUAAAAAUUAACCAAGUAGAAAGAAGAAAAGCUAAGGAAGCCGAGGAUUAACACAAAUUGAAAAUGACCAACUUGAAAAGUUUUACGCCAAAUAGCUUUAGAUGUUCAAAGUCUCGCACAGUCAAGAAACAUAGCUCGGAAGACUACUCCGUCAAGCUGAACUAAUAUUAACCCUCAACUGUUUUUUUAUUCGGGGACAACUACUAUAAACGAACCGAUAGUGUGGCCGUAGGUACCAAAAUGGGACCCAGCCACGACAAUCUUUUUGUAGGUUACACUGAAGACCAAUUUUUCAAUCGGUACAACGGCCUUAAUCUUGAGCUCUAUAUGGUCGCUACUUUGACCACUGUAUCGGCGCUACUUCUUCUGCCAGAGAGGGAUUCAUUCAAUAUAUACACGCUGUCAAUUCCUGUCACUCACCUCCACAACAUUCCAGGGAAGUUUCUGACUCCUCUGACUUUUUUAUCAAUGUUUUUCCCGAAAGCAAAGGUCCAUGCACCAGUGUGUACUACAGUCUCUGAUAGUUUUUUGUAGGCGGUAUUCAUCUUCACUUCCAUCACAGGACAAGAAUUCCAUUCUCUUUUCUCAUUUUCCUAUACUUCAUCGUUUGUGUGGUGACGACACUGACUUUUUAAAAAAAACGAGAGGCUUUGUCAAAGCAGGCCAUCACCUCGAUCAACAAAUUGGUCGACAAUUACGUCACAGCAGGAAAAGGACGUUCGAACAUUCCAUUGACCCUCGCAUUUCAACCAAUUACGCAGUGAAAUCCAUCUUUCUAAAAAUUCUCAUACCUAUUUCAAAUCGAUCUGGAAACUGUUAUUUAAGAAUUUGUUCCUGCUUAGCGUGCGUAUAUCGAGUUAUGGAUGCACGUGGGAAGUUUGGAGAGCACGAAAAGUGCGUAAGAGUAACUCGAGGCGCAGCCGAGAGCAACUCUAGCUUUUUGAGUGCACUCCAAACUUCCCAAUUGCAUCCAUAACUCGAUAUACGCACACCUAAAAGCAUGAGCAAAUUCUUUUAUAACAGAGCGACAACUAGGAUCUGCGCGAAGAAGCCUUUUAUUGUGAUAGUGUUUUGGUUUUGGUCAAUUCCCAAUUAUCGACUGUGUACUUUAUUCCCCAGGUUGAACAAAUUUAAGAACAACAAUUAAAACGGAAAUUUUACCGUUAAAUGUUGUUAAUGACCAAUUGGUGACUUUUGUUCCCAGUGAAUGUCUUUCGGCCAAAAUUUGCUGCAGCUGAUCUUCCGACAAAUUUGCGAAACGUGCAACUUGCGAGUUUUUUUCGCCUUUAUUUUUGUUGCUUGUUGGAUCAGGACCUAAAAGGUCAAUGCCGAUGGAAAAAUUGGGCAAUUCUACGCUGGUUUCUUGCUCACGUCAUCUUAUUAGCGUGCGUAAAUAAAGAUUUUUUUUAUAGCGGCUCAAUAGGACUUAUAUAGGUCAAGCACGCGCGCUAUGUUAUAAAACCUCUUUGCAACUCCCACUAAUUUCCUUCGAACGCGACAAAAACACUGGCAGCUUUUGGUCAACAGUGUAUUCCAAACAGAUGAUCAAUCCAGAACUUUCAAAUGCCAUCGCGCACGAUGAAAAAAUUGUCCUGUCAUUCACAAAGUUGAGAAAAUGUAGGGACCGAAGUGAUCCAUUAAGAUCAGUGAUUAUUUUGCAACUUGAUCUUAUUGCAAAAAAGUUGCAUAACGAGAGCGAAAGCGAAAAUGAUAUAGGAAGACGACUAGGUGACCGAUUCCGAGAACGCCUUCGUCACUUUUAGCAAAACGGCAAAAACGUGUGACAUUUCACGCGGAGAUUUUGACUUCCUCCUUGUCUCGUGAUGUUCUUGUUUCGUCUUAACUUUUUGUAACGUGACAAAUAGAAAAGAAUAAUCGAAAAGACAUAGAAAAUAUUUGUAAACAUGGGCUGAAAGUAACUGAUUUGUUCUGUUGGGUAUUGUAAUAAAGUUGAUGAGUUCACUUGAAAGUUUGUGCUUUCGCACACCAAAGAGAUAGUUGUUAAUUUUUUUUCUCCAACUUGACCCAGUUCCGAUUUCAGGUCCUAAGUAUAGCUCCGUAAUUUGAAUUUCAUCAUCUUCUUUCCUUUGCCCCUUUUUUCCUAACCACAAGUCAAAUGUUAGAAAGGAUGUUUUAACGACUCACGAUCCUUAAAUUUUUUCUAAAAUUAGGAAAACUGAAAAAAAACUUGGAUUACAAAUGUUUUCAACACAACGUUUUGUUUUGUUUAAUUGAAGUCAGUUCUUUGAUAUUCAUUGCUCUGGGACAAGGUUAUCAACAGGGAAUUGUCUGUGUUCCUAAAAACGUUUUGAGAAAGUGCUGAAUGUUGCAUUUCUUUAAUGCCUAGUUUAAAGAAACCACGAACUGAUGACAGAUGUUGGUGCGUGGAUUCUUUAACGCAUAGUUUAAAGAAACCACGAACUGAUGACAGAUGUUGGUGCGUGGAUUCUUUAACGCAUAGUUUAAAGAAACCACGAACUGAUGACAGAUGUUGGUGCGUGGACUCCUUACUUAAUAAAUUCAAAUCAAGAUUCACCCGUUCACAAUUCAUUCUCAAUUCAAAGUGAGGAGGGUGAAAUAUCAUGGGUCGUCUGGGGAGAAAAUUAAGAUCGUUUAUGAGGGGUUUUUUUGGUUAUUUUAACAAGGCCGGACACAGCGUCUUUGUAGAUAAAGUCGUAUUUGGUUUGAGAGAAGAGGUUGUUGAGGUAUUUGUUGUAUUGGUCCUUUUUCCGAAACAUUUGAAAUUCGUUUUUUAGCGAAAGUAAUAAUCAUGACUUGUAUGGGGGGAGAGCACUGUUUAAGUGUUCGCAAAAAGACACUUUUUGAGCGGUAAGUGCGAAUCGAAUAAUUGGGAAUAUCUCUGUCUGAAUCGUAUGACUAAGGGGAAAUUUUGAGCGAAAAACUGAUGAUUUAGAAAAUGAUGUUUCGCCAUCUUGUUACAGCAUGGAACAAAGAAAAAUGUCUUAGUUCUCAAGAGGAAUCGAACCUCAGACCGUCCGAUUAACACAGAGACUCUACUAGUUCAUGUGUGACACGCGUCAUGCAUAAAGUUUGCGAAAGUGAAACGACCGCACACUAUCGCAAUAUCCUUAAGCAUUUGAGUGUCUGCAGUUUUUCAAAUUAUAAGUACAGUCGAACUUGUAUUAAGCAGCUUAAUUUUGGUUUUAUUAACUGAGUUGAUAAUGUAACUAGGCCACCGUGAAUAGUUUCGAAGUUGUAUUAAGCAGCUCUGUAUUAAGCGGUCAGUUUUCAAAGUCUCGAAUUGUUCUCCCCUUGAUCGCUAUAAUUUCCAACUCUAUUAAGCGGUCACCUCUAUUUAACGGUCGUUGGUAGCCUUGUAAAUCUGUAGCAAAACAAAACAACAUAGUGGCUUCGCCUCCACAAGGAGGCAGUUAGCCACAAAAACUGAAAAGAUAGUUUUGUUUUGGUUAAAAUAAAGCUAAUUAACGGAUUUUUAAAGUUCAUGUCAAGUUAACUAACAUUACGCAGACAAUUUCAACUCCUUGUUCUUUGGUCUUCGUUUUUUCAACGAAGAAAAACCGUGACUGCCUUGAUCUUUACUUUCUCUUUGGAGUAUUUCUACUUUUCUUUGCGGGUGGUCGAAAUGUGUGUGUGCCGUAAUUGAGAGUGUUUGUGUUUUAUACCCAAUUUAAAAGCGAAAAGGUGACAUCUGAGUGAACGUCGACGAAAAUGAAAUAUGAUCCGAGUUACAAGAGUCACACACGUCCGAUUUCACUGUGUCACAAGCCUGUUGCAUCGAGUGUCUGACAAAGACUCCCGUGUUCCUGCCGUCCUGUAUGUCUCCUCAGCGGAGAAGGCGGUUGAGCAAGUUUGGAAAUAGGAUUCGGAAGAGUUUUCGGGCAGCAAAACGAUGGAAAAGUUCACUUAGGCUAGGUCGAAGAAGCUCAACAUUUCGGGUAAGAAAAUUAAUUGGCCAAUAUUUUGAUUGGAGUUACGCACUUACGAUGAAUUGUUUUGUGUGUUUACGGCCGGUAUUGACGCUUUCGCCACAUAGUUCUGUAGAGUAUGGCACUCAGUAUUGCAAUUUGAAUCGACGGCUUUAGGGUUAGAUUAGAUUCCUUGAUUCAAAAAAGCCAACCCGUGAGAAAUGUUGUCGUUGGUCUGAAAAGCCGACAUCCUUGAGAGUUACAUUGCUGUCAUGAAUUCUUAAACUUUAGAUCUGGAUCAGUCGACCUCGGCUUUUUUUUUCCGCAAAGAAUUUCGCUGGUUCUAUUUUAGGAACUUUGGGUUAUGUGCUCAUUCAAAAAUGCCGACACUUCCGUUCCAGGAAAUAUCUGGAAUAACAAUUCUGCUCCGUUGUUCUCCUGCAAUCUUGUCCCUUGCAAAUGGAAUGUUUUGGUCGUAAUGCAGACAAACAAUAAUCGUCGGUCUUUGAACAUGUAUGUCGCAGUAUUCGAAAUUCGUUUGGUUUUGUGAUAGGAGCUUGUUUACACAGGAUAUAGAGGAGCACCUUGUAACAAGACUCCAAACAUUCAAACAGGCAUGCUCAAUUGAAUUUUUCUUAUCAUGAUUAUAUUCAGACAAUGCUGAUUAAAUUCUAUGGUUGUUGAUUAUAUGUUCUUCUGUGGCUUAUAGUUUAUGAUUGAAAAUUUUGUUCUAAACACCAGUUUUAACUUCACAAAAGCGAUUUUGUACAUCGUUUGUCUUUGAACUUAACAGAGUUGCUACAUGUACCUCAAUGGAAGCUCUCUUGAAAUGACUGAAAGCGAAGUGGGUAAUUGUUACACUUAAUGAUGUCUAAAACUGCAAAUUCAAUGUUAAAAAAAAUCACGGAGAUACCUGGUUGAACGCUGAAUUAGAGAAGAUUGUUAUAAUUUAGCCGAAUUUGAGUUCUUGCAUGGAAAUGCAUCGGGUUUGGUCGCUGUAAUGUUGGAAUGAGAAGCUCCUUCUCGUGCAGCGUGCAUACUGAGUUUUCAAGAUAAUUGGAUCCACUUGAAUAUGCCGGAAUCUACAUGAGUUCUUCUUGAGUUGUUUGGUUAAGCGUUUUCAAAGAGAUGUAGAAACGGGAUGAAAGGUCAAAAACAUUUCUUUGGAAGCUUUAAUGUUGUAUUUUAAAGAGAAGUAUGUGUGUUUUCGGUGUGAUUGAACUGAAAUGGUCGACGACAAACCUCACCAACAUCGCUUCACAAACUGAACUUAGAAAUCGAUUGUUCAGAGUUCACAUGUUGGUGUUAAGCUUGUCCUUCAGUAAAAUGAGGAGAAUUGUGAGGGAGAGAAAAACGUGGAGAGGUUUUUUUGAAAAUAGAUAGAUCUCCGACAGAGUAAUCUCUCAACGUGUUAUGGCUUGAAUCAUGUGAAGUUUUUGCCGACGUUUUUCUCUCCUCUCCUACAUAGUUUUUGAAACCGCUUGUUAAAUUGACGAAUGGCUCCGGUUACGAAAAUUCAACUCGGCAAACAAGUUGUUAAAAUUUCCCUUUUACAGUUAAAGAGCAAUGUUCAGUUGAACAUCGUAAGCCAUAUGGGAUCGCAUAAGUUUUGGUUCCACGACACUCAGUUGAAAUGCAAGCUAAACACCAGCUAUGUGCAGUAGUGCAUCACCAAAUUGUGCUCCACAUAGAUACCUGGCUCCAGGGAGAAUCAUUUACGACCAGUAUCUUCCAAUACCAUUCAAAUGGAACCACAAAAUUCUGAAAGCGCCAGAUCAUUAGCGGUGAUAAACGCAGAAAUAAUUCAGUGGGCAAUUGGUAGAAGUUGCAAUAGGUACCGUUCAUUAGAACGAGAAGCUGCAGUGUUAAGAUGCAACUUAAGCAAUAGAAUUUUGUGGAAUAUAGCUGUGCAUUGUCUUGAAUGGGGAUUGUAUCAUUGAAUGCCUUUUGCUUUUGAUUGCAGGUUCAACAUCUCUUGGAGUGCGAGAGAAUUUUGUCCAACUUGCUGGAAAAGACGUCUGAAACUCACCGUGAUUACGCAGAACUGGCAAAAGUAGUUUCAAAAUUUAAACAGGUUUGUCCGUUUGGAUUCCGUUUAGUUGAUUACGAAUCUUACACUGUGAGUAAUACCUAGUACCAUCUGACGUCACCGUGACGUCACGCGUGUUAAUGAUUCAUGAUGAAAUAACUCUAGCGCAGUUGCUUUCGAUCAUUAAAACUUGAGUGUCGAAUGAAAUCCCGGGCUACAUUAGUUUAACCAAAUUCCUUUGUGUGAAUUGCCUUGAAAAACCUUUUUCUUUUCCAACAAUUCAGAUCCAAACCGGAAACCAUUUGCGAACCAAUGGCAAACCAAUUGCGAAUUGGUCUCCUACAUUUUACCUCGUUCCAGGAUCUUCGUGUUUUGUUUUUGUUUUUUUUUACUUUGAGUUCCCAUAGGCUCUUUGUGAUAUUCUUGUCUUGUGUGAUUACUUGGGAUCUUGUUUCUCGACUUUCAGUCGAAAAGCGCUUUCUAAAAUAUCAGAUUUGUUAAUGGUUUUAUCCUUUCAGAUGGUGAAAGACCGAGAAGAGGAAGUUAUCGAAGCCGAGAAUGAGGUAUGAGGAACUUAUCAUUUGAAAUGUUUGUUUCUUAGGCUGUUGACAGCCAUUAUUUCUGACAACUUUUGGUAAGAAUUCGUGCUUCAUGUUAAGAUAAAGAACUUACUUUUAUGAGUGGCUUGUACAUUCUGUUUAGGUUCGUUGAUGUCAUCUGUCCUUGCAUGGGUCAGAUAGCUUCUUAAAAUGUAUAUUGCUUGAAAGUUCUCUCGCUUAUGUGUUGCACGCCCAUUGUCGCAUUAGGGCAGCACAUAUUAUGUAUUCGCGCAACAUGGAUCGUUAAUUUUUGUUUGUUUAUUUUGUUGUUGUUAUUGUUCUUGAGCUGUCUUUGAUGCCCUGAUUUGUGAGUUUCUUAUUGAAACUGUUUUGAGAUUCUCCACUCAUAUUUCGAAGACACGACAUUAAUUUUUGGCCCAUUGUGUUCGGAAUCUAUUGCUUCGUCCUCGGUUAAAAAAAGAUCAGUUUCAAGCCUCAAAACAUUGAAACUAUAAGUAGUUUUGAUUGGAAUACACUAGGUGCUUAUUACACUUAGUGCUUAUUGUCGCUGAAACCAGAUGAACACGCUUGUGUUUAAACGCUUACCAAUUUACCUCUCCACCACCCCCACGGUUUUGUCCCCCAUUCAGUCUUAAUCGGUGGAGAUGUUGAUGUUUAGUGUUACUUCAUUGAAAACAAUUUAAGAAUAGUUCUUUUAGAAGCGCGUAUUCAUUUCUGAGAAGAAUGAUUAUAUGAAGGGGUAUAACAAUAUAUAACGUACGUCGAUCCGAAGUUAUUUUUGUUCAAAUCUGGAUCGGCAUGACUUUGAAACUCUCUUAGGAAUAUAUUAAAUUCACAUGAAAAAUGAGUACCUCAGCAGUGUUUAGAUAGUACUUAAAGUAAAUUACCCUAAGGCUAUUGGCUAUCGAUUGAGAACAUAAUUUUUAUGUGAUUUUUUACAGACGUAGCUGCUAAGUUGUUAGGUCUGUAGGUUGGAAAAGCUUGAGGCGUCAAAACUGAAAACUGGAAAUGCAGUCCUCAAUUCUAACUUGCACACAGACCCAAAAAGAAUCCGACCUAAAAUUUUCAGCUGACCUGCCAUCUAUGCCAUUUUUCAAAUCUGCCAAGCCGCUCAAUUUCUCUUUGAAAAAAUCCGCUGCUCGUGACCUUUUAAUGGCCAAACCAAUCAACUGCACCUUAUCAAUAUGCAUCCGUUAGAUUUAAGCAGGAAGUAAGCAACAUCUGCUUUCGAAGAUUGUGUUUACCUUAAAUAUGGGACUGGAACGAGCUGUUUUUGGAGUGUUUUUUCCCUUAAUACUUUUGGGAGACGAAAAGUUAUCAGCCAUUAAAGUUACGCAGAGAUGUACAUGUGUGUACUUUUUAAGGGUUUCCCUUGAGGAGUUCUCCUGAAUUCGUAAUAUGUUACUUUCUAUUACGUAACAAUUCACUUACAAAGUAUGUGCAGGAUGUUAGGCAAUUGCUGAAGGAAAGAUUGUUUGAGUUUCCUGGCGAAAAUGAACUUAAAUUUAUCGGCUUCUUGAUAACAUCUAUUUAUUUUCCAAUCUGACAGCAUGAAGUCAUAUUGCAUGUUGCAGUCCUUAUAGAAAAAAGGAAAUAGUAUUUCCUCAGUUAUCUCAGAUAGAUGACCUUUUUUUCCCAAUCAAAACGUUCUCAGUUUAACCUGAACCAAGUUGUACUUAUAUACUUACACCAGAUGUUUUGUUUGCUUAUAUUUCGUCUAUUUUUCACCAUUCGCGUUCCUAUAGAGGAUUUCUGUUAUAAUUUGAACGAUAAAUUUCAAGUAUCACCCAGGCAACGCGAGAUGAGCUUCCGGGCCUAAAAGGUUUCUUAAAACACGUUUUCUUAUCGCCUAACACUACAAGCGAACAAACAAAAACUGGAAAAAAAUUCAAUACACGUAAGUGACAAGAUCUUAUUUCGUUAACUGUCCCGUAAGAAACCUUGAAGCAGAGCGAUCAAUGCUUAAGAUAAGCCGUGAAAUUCAUUAUGUAAGUGUCCUUCGGGAUAAAGUUUUUGGAACCUCUUAUUUUAUGUUCAAGUAAAUUGCAUCUUUACUUUGCUGGUAAAAUUGUAGGUCAAAUUUAUAAAUCAGAUGAGGGCACCUUUAGGAAGGUAGCGAAUGGAAUUUCGAGUUCCUUCCUGGUGUAAGCAUCAGUAAGCGACCUCAGCUUAGAUUUUUACCUAAAUUUUUUUGAAUCCCAGUGGACAAGUUGCAGAGAAGACCAAAUACCAGGAAAAGACGUUCAAACAAUGCGUUACGAUUCAGUAAGGGAUAAUUCAGAAAGUGUGAGACCGCUGUCUAUUUUUACUCGUUAGUCUUGCAUCACUUUGAUACCAAAACUUCAUUUGAGAUGGUAGAUGUUACAGAAAUUCUCCUGCAUUGAACGACAUCCUUGUGUCGAUCCUAACAAAGGUUUUGUUUGUCAAGGAGAUGUUUGUUCGGUUGUUCGUGCGUUUGAGGUGUCUGUGGUUAUUCCUGUUUACUUGCGUGCAUGUGUUCAUGCUAAUCCAAUUUUAGUAUAUAGUUGACCUAUCGACCUAACAAAUCCUAUUGAAACACAUAGACUGUCAAGAAUAUUUUAGAAUUCCUCUUCUGUAAUUUCGAGAAUAUUGACGUUGUCGAAUGUUGAUGUAGUUACUUCGCUGGUUUGAAGAGGAAAAGUGAAUAAUAACGAGACAGGCUUGGUAGAUGUAGGGAGCAAGAGAAACGAGGAAAAAAUUGUAUGCGGUGUGCGGUGCACUGGGGUGGAUCUUCCACUGCUGGCAAGCUGUUUUUUGUUGUUGUUUUUGUUGCUAAUCUUGAUAUCUGAUCCAAAUCUCCUUCUUAGUCCCAUUAAAGUCUUUGUCGUUCCAAAAUUAGCCAUAGCUAUCGUAGACGCAGUUUCCCAUCUUUCGUUUCACAGCAAGCUCACACAGACAAUUCUGAGAGUCGUAAGCUUGUUGCCAUGUUGGUAGGCCGAUUUUUAUUCAGUCUCAUAAAGAAUCUGUUUUAAUCCUUCCACUUAAGGUCGUCUAUUCCCCUAAUAAGCUACGUUUCUAGGGAUGUGUUUUGUCGCUGUUUCAUAGUCAUAGUCAGUUACAUUUUUCUUUUGGAUUCAGUCAAUUGCCAUGACGGAUCGUUUGUGUCUGAAAGUGAUUUUCGUGCCAAUAUUCGUGCGUUCUUGCCACUUUUUGUAACCCUUAAGUGUUUUAACGAGCCUGGGUUUGAGUCAGAAAUUACUAUUCUUCAACCGACUUGGAGUGGUACAAGGGAACACAAUAUAUCACCCUCCUCUGAAAAAUAAUGCACAUGUUUUUCGGAUUGUUUUUCGUGUUGUCGUUGUAUUCAUCAUAUAAAUUAAGAUUUGGAACGUUGUUUUUGUUUGUCUAUAAAAGACUAUCAAGGAAAUUCACUCCUGUAUAUAUUUUCUGGCUUCUGAAGUUUAUCUCUUCUCCUCAGCUUUGUUAUUUGUUUUUAACAAGCGCAUCCAUUGCUGUGCGGUUUUCUUGGAUCCAGCUGAAGUGCUGUUAACAUUUCCUCGCGAAAGUCGGUCUAAUAUAGGGCUCUUGGAGAUAGUGCCUGCUUUACAGAAUUUCCUGCAGCGGGUAAUUCUACCUUAUCAACUUCUGAUAGAUACUAGGUAAUAGACUAAUUGUUACACAUGCCCAUCGUAAUACAGCUGCUUCUCAUAAGAAAAAGGAAUGGUGAGCAUUUUGCGAUAUGGAAUGUACGAUGUCUUCUGUGCAGAAAAAUGCGACCGCAGACAGACCGCGGAAGUGGAAGAAACGAUCACGUUCAAAGUCUUGACCCUUCCUCUUCUUAUCAUGUUAUCUUGAAAUUGUCUUCAUUUUAAUCACUUUUUAGCUUAUCCUCUACUGUUGUUAAUAAUCGAGAUUUUCCAUUUCCGUUGACGUCACUUUUGAUUGAUUCAAAAUCGGGAUAUUUUUUCUUUUUAUUAUGGAUCUGUUAAUGUCAUAAGCUAAAAGCUUGGCACAAGCAGAUUCGAGAAUUUCAUUGCUAUUAAUUUCAUUAUUUUUUAUCGUCAGUGUCAUAGCGCUAAUGCCACGUGCGUAACGUUAGUGAAAUCCGUAAUCUUUUUUAUCAAAAUCUUGUUGUUAAGUCUGCCCAAUACUGAUCUUGAAUUUGUUUCAACGUGUUCUAAUCGUCAGACUAAUUUCGUACCCUCUCUGUCUAUUGUUGUUUCUUCACCGAGGAAAGUUCAAUUUUUAAGAUUAUUAGAGGUAUAGGGGAAUUAUUGUGCACUAAUAUGAGUAAGUUCUUCGUACGGAACUCGUUUUCAAGUUGAGGGCUGGUGAAUUGUGGGUAAGUUACUUGCUCGUUUACUACGCAUAACAUCUUUUUUCAAUAUUUUGUUUCGAAAAUAGAAAUAAACAAAUGGUCCAGAUUUGAAAAGGUGUUUACCCCUGCCCUCGAAGCGUCCGCUUUACGUUUUAGCGGUUUGAUGACAGAAGAGGUUAGGCCGCGAAAAGAGUUUAUUGCUUGACAACGUCACGUCACAUGGCAAUGAGAGAGACUCUGGACUCUCAAAUGGCGGAAAACUUCCGCAAAUUCCAUUAAACAUCGAUUCAGAGAUAUAUUCUGCCUUUUAAUCAGCAAUUAUCGUGGAGGGAUUAGUGACGGGAAGUCGAAGCGGUAGUUUUUUUCUUUUUUUUUUUUUUUUUCUCGAGAAAGAUCUAUAUAACCGACAUCGUAAGGCUUGCCAGUGUCAGUUUUGAUACCGCCAAGGGUUCAUAUGGAGUAUAUUGUGAAGUUCGGUUUUACUAUAGUCGAUUGUUGGGAUCAGUUGCGAGGUCGUCUUAUCUCACCAGCUAAAGUUAUUAAGGUAAAGUAGCAGUGUCUUUUUGAUCGAUUGUGUGACCUGCGCAAUGGUUAAAUAUUUCUCAUGACAUGACAUGAAAUUUAAAUCAUGUUCUCCUGUACGGAAUGCUGACAUUUUUUUGUACAAAUUUUUAGCAAUUAUUGACGAAAUUUAAAACUUGUGUACGCAGCGUUUCUAAAGUAGUACUACACUUCAUUACUCUGUGUUCUGUUGAAAAGAUUUCGAGUUUCCUUUUGGACCAGCAAAAACCGUUGCAUGUAAAGAAUAAAGGUGGCAAGUUUCUAAAGAAACUGUAGAGCUGCGUCGGUGGGGGAGUAUAGCAGGUAAUUUAGUGUUAACAACUGAGUUGAAAACGUAAAUUGGCCAUCGUAAAGAGUAAAAAAGCUGACGUUUCGAGCGUUAGCCCUUCGUCAGAGCGAUUGGAGGAAUUGUGGGUUGUGUGUGGGUUUAUAUGCAGAAAGUGGAGCUACGCUAUUGGUGGGAGUAUGGUGACGAGAAAACAUGAAUAAAUUAGUGGAAUGAAGAGGGCUCGUUGAUACCGUAGGGAUUAAGAGUGUCAAGUGAUGCCCACAAUAUCAACGAGUGCUUUUCAUACCUCUAAUUUAUUCUUGUUUUCUCGCCGCCAUACUCCCACAAAUAGCGUAGCUCCGCUUUCUGCAUAUAAACCCACACACAACCCAAAAUUCCUCCAAUCGCUAUGAAGAAGGGCCAACGCUCGAAACGUCAGCUUUUUUACUCUUUUCGGUGGCCAAUUUUCGUUUUCAACUCAGUCGUUAACACUAAAUUACCAUAUAAAGAAUAGGUCGACCCCAUUUGUGGCUUGAGAAAUCUUUAUAAAUCUUUUCGUAUUGUUGAUCGCGUCGACAAGUGACUUCUUUCAACGAUUUACCAAUUUUGCGUUACAGCUGUUUGCUGGACGCUUAUUUCCAAGUUACUUUGCGCAUACUGAUGGAAAUUUAACGUGUGUGGGUAACCGCGCCUUAAUAUUUUGCUUGGUGUUGUUUUCCCGCUGAAACUCAAUACACUUUUCCCCGAAUUUUGAAGAACUGAGCUGUGGUGAUUGUUACGUCAUUGAUCAGUCCAGGAGACAGAAAGUGACGUCUUUGUGCUUGUCUGGUUGAAAUUAUGUUCAGCGGCAAGCAAAAAAGGAAAAACGAAAAGCGCAAAAGCGAUGCUUCAUCCAUGAGAAACCUUCGCCUUUGACGCACAAGAAAUCUUGGCCUUUGACGUUAAACCAACUUAAAGCCCAGUAAAACACUUUCCGAUGGGUUUGAAUGCCAACAUCUUCGUUAAUACAAAACCUUUGUUGCUAUGUCUUCCAAAACGUUUCAGUUUUCUUGUGCAGUUAAGUUAAUACUCAAAAUGGCAGAAGAACUUUGAAAAAAAAUAUGUAUCAAUUAUAAAAUGAAAGAUGGCAUGAAAAGGUCCACAUUUAUUCAUACUGUCACAAGAGAGGACGUGGAUUAAGUGCUGACAGUGUUUUUCUUAUUUCGAAUUUAGAUAGUAUUUGUGUAGGUGAUAAAUACACGAAGAAAGAAGAUAUUAAUCUAAACUUAUUGCAAAAACAUUGGAUUACCGAUACGUCUUUAAUUUCGUCUAGCUUUGAAGGCAUUGAACAUGCGGCUACAGCUUGCUUUAUUUUUCAUCUCCAAAAUGCAUGUAAUAGCCACCCCUAGUUUUUCUGGCUUUAUUAAAAUUACUCGACCACGAAAAGCCGACAAGAAAUAAUUCCAGUCUAUAUCUCCUCCAAGCAAGUGAAGAUUUAAGACUCUAGACUCGGCAAGAUUUGUGAUGUGGCGACCUUACUGCCAAGGGAACAAGGCAGGUAUUUGUAUCUGUAGAACUUAACAAAAUGAAAAUGAAAAUUUCAAAGUCAACGUGGAGGUCGUUUUCAGCUAACGAUUUUGCUUAACACUGCCCUUUGCAAGCCAAACAAAGAAAUUCGCGUUUGUACCAUGAUGUCGUGUUUAUCGUUGUUUAUUGAGAUGUCUCAUGUCUGUAUAGCAAAUUGUCAUUCGUACGGUUGACUUCCCAGGUGAAGCAAAUUACCGGACUCAAUUAAUGUGGAGAAUUGCGGGCAAUGUUGUUGCUUUUGCAGUCAUUACCUUACAGGUGCAUUUUAACCGAGAUGUCCUCGCAAAACCAGGAUAAUUGUAAUUUUCCAUGGAAAAAGUAUAGGCGGUAUUGUUAGAUCUAAACGUGCGGUUUAGUUGCAAAUCAUGGUCUUUAGCUCGUAUUUGAUACCAGUUUAUAAUUGCAUUAUGAAACUCAAGGGAUUGAUCUGUAGGAAUUUCGCAGCUUCUGUUUAUCUUCAGCUGAUAAUCAUAAGGGAUCCUUGCAGAAAGAUCCUCUAUUGAUAAUUAAAUUCCAUAUUGAACAUCAUAUGAAUGAAGCCAUCGUAGCUAUGUAUCGUCAAGGACUGAAGUGAGGGUGGCAGGUGCUCUCUAAAAAACCGACGUUCCUCAUACACAAAACCCUUGAUAUACUGUGCACUGAAUGGUGACUUUUGAAUUUUUUAGGCGUUGUGUGAUUGUGUAUUUAGUCGUUUCGGUCUCCAGGAGUUCUGUAUUCCUGACAAGUCGUUACCCUAAAUUAAUUCAAGCGCCAACCGUUUAUGGUUUGAAACUGUCUUUCACUCAUGUCUCUGUGAUAAACCUAUGAUUAGGCAAGAUUGCAUGACGCGAAAUAAUUUCUUGCGUGACUAUGUGCGGCUUUUUUCCUUGUAGGCACGUUAGAAGACACUGACAGACAAUUCGGGCAAACCGUAACCUUAAAAUUUAUUUCAAUCGAAAUAAUUAGAUUUUACGGAGGUGUUGAUUAAUGUAAUUAACUUUAUGAAUUGAACCUUUCCGAACUUAUGAAAAUUUGUCAACUCUGUGAAGCAUUAUCGCGUUUUCUCGUUGCUAAAUAAUUUCGAAAACCGCAAGUCACAAUUAACAUCAGUUUCAAAUUUGCCGCAAAGCCACAAAGCCGCAAAGCCGCAAAGCCACAAAGCUUUUAUUCUGAAAUCUGUGGGAAACAAUAAAGCCAAAAAAUUGGAUUUCUAAAUUUACCAUAGUAUUGUGUUAAGGUCUUGGUUUGUAAUAAAUCAGUUUUUGAACGUUCUAAAGCAGUUUCAAUGCUGAUAUGCACAGUACGAUUUAAACUUCGGAUCUUGACGAAAGAAAAAUGCGAAUAUAACCGACAAUUCUUUCGUGAACCGGGAAAAUGCUCAGCUACCUAAGUAUUCACUUUUAUGACCUAAUCAGUAACAUUACGAUCACAAGAAGUGCUGUUUGUGUGUUAUGUCUGACCCUCGGUCAAGACCCGCCACUCCUAUAGACACAAAUUCUAGUGAAACUUACUUUUACAGUCAUUAUUUAUGUUGGCAAAGUCUUCCUUGUGCUUUUUUUUUCGGAAAUCGCGGCAAAUAUGUGAAGUACAUUCAUCUCUGUUGUAUGAAUUUCAUACAACAAUCCGUUUUGAUUUAUGAGUUACCUUAUCAUCAUCAUUACUGUUAUUUCAGUGCACUCUGUGCUUGUUUGGAUUUGCAGCAAAUGUGUCAUCUAGCUUAAUCUCGCCCUGAUGUUAAACCAACCUGUAUCAAUAAGUUGUGGUGUAUGUUUUUCCUUGAAGGAUUUAAGCUUAGAAUGAAGAACUCGCGGUUGAUAUUUGCAGUCCGACUACUUGACGCUCAAUAGUUGUAUUAGGCCGGCGGGUCUGUCACUACAAUAUAUCAAGCCUUUCCGCCUGUCCGCCUUUCCGCAUCUCUAAGAUGUUUAACGUAUUGCUGUAUUGAACGAAAUGAAAUCGAAGCUCAAUUGAUGCGUUCUAAAUCAGCUAAUCGUUAUCAUGAACUUAUUAUCACACUUGAAGAAGGCCAUUUGAUGUUAUUCGCUUGCAAUGAAUAGGGAUCGUGUUUAAAAUUUUUUUUUUGAGAUAUCGUGAUUUCGGCGUAGAUCUCUUUUAUCAUGUAUUUAUUCGCUUAGCUAAUUAUUUUGCACCGCAAUAUAGCAGUAGUGUUUACAUUACUGCCAAGACGUUUUUCCGUCUAGCACCUUUUCGGGGGGGGGGUUGGGGGGGGUUGGUGGUGGUGGUGGUGAAGGGUAGGGAUAAAAUUCACAGAAUUUUGGCCUUCAUUUGGAAUAGUAAUCAUGGAAACAGAUCAAAUGUAACAAUACUUUUUACAAACUAGUAAUUUUUGUAUUCAAAGCUUUGAUUUCCUUUCAAAGUAGAACCCUCUUCUGGCCUGAGUACAACUUGAUCUUGCCGUUUUCUAGAAGGCAAAUACGAUUUAGUAUAACCUACGAGUUUAGCUUCUUUAAGUCACAUGUCCACCCAGAAGUUCUAAGAGUAAACCCUCCGGACACAUAUGUAAACUUCUUUCAGUGGAAUGCGGUAUUCUUAGUGAUCAAAAAGAGCAAUGUCAUGUUUUGUUAAUUCACGGAUUUCAGUCGUUGAUGAAUCAACUUACUGACUUGUAUCUCCUUCCGAUGUAUUGUGAAGUUAUGUUCAUUAUUUUUUGCGUGAUACAUAUGAUCGCCAGUUUCGUCCUUUGACCUUUCGAAGGCAGGUUCACAUUGUUUUUCUUUUCUUUUCUUUUUCUUUUUUUUUUCGAGAUUCCCUGGGUCCAUCAAACAUUCCAAAUCCUCAAGUAUUUAUAAGCCGGGAUAUUAUUUGUGUGUUUAUUUGGGUUAGUGACAAGCGCAAUUUUGGAAUUGGUUGACGUUAUUUGUUUUUAUCGAGGUCAGUUUGAUUUUAGUCUUAUGUGAAAGCAAUACAAUCUAACAAUUUGAGAAAUGCAAUCACUUUGUAUCAGUUGCUUAGAUAGUCUUGAAACUUGACCUCUGUUUUCUGUGUUCACUUUAAAGUCGGGCGUCUGGCUUGAGUGAAAUAGUAUUGCUUGGAUUAACGGGACUUUAACGCGAUUAUCAACCGGUAAUAACCUCGCUUCAUUCCUCAUGGAGAGAGGAGCAACGCUGUGACACUGUUCUCACACCAGUCACGAUCUUGUGGUCGGUUGAAUCUAAUUCGUCAAAGGUCGGUCAUCGGUUUGCGAGCCAAGACAAAACUGGGUCGGUGUUGAGCUGAAAAGUGCUAAAUUAUGUUCUCUACUCGCCGUAUGAUCCGUGGCCUUUGAAUUAGCGGGCGAUUCAUUUGGGGUCGCCGGAACUUCUGCCAACACAAUGUUAGUUUGCUGCUGACUGUUGUGGAACUAAAGAUCGCUAUUCAUGGUUUUACAUCCGUCGAGUGAAGUUUGUGCUAUGGCGACCAAAACUCCGGUCCGUACAGCACAGCCGCCAAGUUACGCCUUAUCCAUGCGAAUCGUAUCGUCUCACAGUCCUGUGGUGGUUCGCCGAGCUCUUAAAACGCGAACAGACGAAGCUCAGGUAAUGUUCCCUGCAGUGAAAAAAAUUUGGCAUUUUUAACGUGUUUGCUGCCGAAGUGGCACGCAGUUGUUGAAAUGUUGUGUAACAAACAUCCGCUUGCAAUCUGUUUUGUUUCUACUUUCGAUAGAUUUGACAACUGCUGAAAUGGAAAAACAUGAAAAAACAGUGUUCUCACGGAUUUGAAUUAUUAAAUGUUCGUAGUUUUUGUGGCUAGCUUGAAGGGUUUUGUAUAUCUUCACCCUGAUGAAAGAAACAUUCUAGUUUUGUUGGUGAGUGGAAGGUCAGUAUCACUUUCAAGAGCAGCUAUUGUGUUCAGCAUUCCAGUAGAAGAAUGACAACUUACUUCGAUAACUCUUGCCCAGAUGAUCAACUACAUUACUUCAAUGGUUCUUUUGCCUGGGGCAUUUCUGUGAAUCUUUCGUGCGCUUUAUUACAGCAAUUUGUCUUUUUUUUCAUCGAGAAAUUUGUCGCAACAUUAUUUCAUUUCCUGUGUUUUAAAAAUAAUUUUAUUUGUCGGAGCAUGUGGUAUCAUAUCACCUUAGUGGAAUUUGGAAAUCUUUCAUUUCCUUGAUUUGGCCAUUGUUUUGUUACGUCUGCCUUGAAAUGACUUUAUUUUCGAUCGAUUUGUCCCAUAUACUGAAGGGUGUUAAUGCCGUGACAUAUCUACCUUAAAUAUUUCACGAGUUGUUCAUUACAUCGUUAUCAAUCGGUUAUCUUUUAAAUUCGUUAGUGCGAUCUUUCAUGAUAUCAGUUUUACAGGAAAUAAGCUCAAUUCUAAGCCCUUACUUGCAUCAACUGUGAACCUGUAAAGACAACAAGCCGAUUACGACGAUUUUCCGUGUUUGUUCUCACUCAAAACGAUCCAUAGCGUACAUAUUCCGUAUUAUUUUUCUCAGAAUGAUCACGUCGGAGUAAGAUCAGGUUUUCCCCGUCUUAAUAUAGUUGGAUGAUUCAAGUUUUGUUCUCACAUUUAUUACACAAUCAGUGGUUCGUUUUUCAGUCCAGCCACCCCACUUAUCUCUUUCGUGCUGUUUUUUUUCUGUUUUCAUUUUUACUUAAUAAUCCUAAGCCGAAUCAGAAUUCGAGUUUUCCUUACACUGUCUGAAAAUCAUAACUUUGCGUUGGCAAAAUAAUUACGAGUGUUGCAUAUGUUUGUUAUGCAUAUCUGUUCUCUUGUUUGUCUUUGUGGCCGACCAUAAUCCAGCGUCGAAUUAAUGUCACGCUUGCAGUUGUUAAUUUUGUGUUCACGAUUUGUAGACAUGUUGUGUGUUUUCAGUCAUGCAAGCUUGCAUACUUGUUUUUCCCUUUUUCACCCUUAUGGUCUUAAGCUGGAUUAGAGUUCAAGUUGUUUUAAGUGUUCUUGGUAAUUCUAUUUUCAAGCACGUUAUGUGCGCUUUUCCGCCGUUCUACGUCCGAGCUUUAAAGACAGCUUAUUGUUGUUUGAGUUUCGUCACUUUUGGGGCAGUCGGAAAAAAUUAUUGCACUGUUGGUGGUAUUUGACAAGUAACAUUAUUUAGUCAUACAUUUUAACUAUCUUUUAAUUUUUUUUCAGUGGUUUGGCACACUUUAAUAUUUCAGGGAAAAUGUUUCAGGUAGUUGUGGGUUCGGAAAUGGUUUUAUGGGUUAGGGCUUCGGGCCAAAACCUGAAAAAGCGGAAAGAUUUCAUUAUAUUUUUGAAUUCCGCACAAAAUCCUUCGCUCAUAUUUAAAGGAUAAAAUUUUUUAAGUCAGAGUGGAUUUAAUUCCCGUCGUGGUGGCUUUUCUGCCACAGAAAGUUUCACACAAUCUUGCAAUUUCAAAGGAGUAAACUUUCUUUUGUUGUUCCUGUUCCUCAUCACCAGUAGAACACGAAGUGUACCCUUGUCAUUUUUCGAGUUUUUAUCUCAAUCUUUUGAGGCUUGCUAAACACUGAUAAUGACAUUUUGCAGUAAACAAGCAACAUAUUUGCCCUAGAAUAUCAGGGUUACCUGGCGGUUAAGUAUCGCAAGUGCAUCUCGUCAUUCAAGACCCACUUGUUCCGUUAUCAGCCAAACUGCAGACAGUUCAGAUCAUUUUAAAUAAGUAGAAUGCUUCGCCUUCUGUAAUAAUAACACUCGGUUUAUAACACAGCGUCAUCAAGGGAUUUUUGUCUUUGUUCUCUUUAUUUUGUAAGGUUUGUCGUUGUUGAACACGAUGCAACACUCAGUGGGAUUCUUUUUUCACUUACACUAAAGUUCUCUUCGAUGUGUGGGUUUAUCUUUGUCACGCCUACGUUGGACAUCAGAUACCAGUUUUUUCAACAGAAGUACUGACAAAUCUUUGAAAAAUGCGAUCUGGAUUUUUCUCAAAUCUUAAAAGCAGAUGUAGUGAAAGUAGUUCAACUAUAGCUUAACCUUUUAACUCAGUUGAAUUUAUUGACCUCACAUAUAACUCGUGUAGCUGUGUGUGACUUGACAUAACUUGUCCACGUUACGUCUCACGUCACGCCACAAUGGCUAUAAAGUUGUCAAGAGAGAGUUGAGGUGAAGGUCGUGUUCAAAACAACUUUUCCUGUCACAGGAGGAAUUAGUCUUCUUUUUGCGAAGUUGUUCUUAAUAUUUUCACUAAUGUCAGUCUGUUCCUUUUCACAGUGCAAAAUCUAUGACAUCCAAGACAGGUUUCCCAGUGAUAACUUAUGCCUUCAAGAAAAACAAAAUUCUCACGUAAGUUUAUAGUGUGCUAGUAACAACAAAAUUAUUAGCGCUGCUGGUUGUUGGCGUGUAGAACAACACCAGUUACAGUCAGUGAAGAGAAUUAUGAGUAGGUGAUAGAGCAGUGUUUAUAGUCACCAUAAUAACAGCAACCGAUGAGAACUUAACCCUUAAGAGUGACUAGCAUCUAUUUCUCCUCACAAUAACACGUCUGAAUCAAACAUUGAGGUCAUGAGAAUAAAGGAAAUGAUCAGCAAGUAAAGCAGCUCUCGACUGCUAAGCAAGUGCUCGCCGUCAGCGCCUUAGGAAAUGGAUAGAGAACAGUAUGGAGAAUAUGCAUACUGAUGAUAGAUUGUAAAGGGUUGAGUAAGAAAUCCUUUUCGGUGAUGAAGUUCAAGUCUAAACAUCCUCUCGCGGCGUACCAGUUUGGAGUUGCUGAUCGGCCGAUUAAUUAAAUAGUUAAAGGUGGUUCAUUAAUGCUCAAGUGUUUCCACUUGAGUGUAACCUACUUGUCUCAAUUAAUCAGUACAUUAGUGAUGUAAUCUGUGUUGUACGAGCCGAUGUGUAAACGAAACAAUUUACUACUCGUAUUAUAGUUGCUGCCUUAGUGUAGCAACCAUCAAACUGUGAUGUAAUGUUUCUCGUCCAAAGGAAUAUACUUUCCUUCAAAUUUGGUUUACAUUUCAACCGCUCGAGUGAAUUCCAUCGACAGAAUGAAGUGAAAUGGUGUAUGAUUCGUCAUUCAGUGUCAAUAGCAACAGUGCUUUUGAAGAAUAAACUUUCACCCGCUCGAUUUUUCUAAAUGUUACCUCAGGGCUCAGAUUAUUCUUCGCGAUUUUACGGACGUAUCAUUCCAUAACACGUCAGUAAAAUCUUAAAUAAAUGACUCGACAAAAACGAUGUGAAUAUAGACAUUGUCUUUUUUCCUAAACAGAGACUUAAACAAGGCAGUUCUCGGAGACGAUCUGCCCCGACAACUGUAAUAAAAGCCGCAUUGGGAGGAAAAACGCAUUCUUCAAAAAGGUAAAAACAUUGGUGAGAGAUAAUUGAAGACCUUUUUAAAAGUGACAUAGUCAGGAGCGGAUUCAAAGUCCAAGCAUAUGACAAUGAUUUCCAACAAGAAAACUUCUAUGACAGAUGUUGGCAUUUGAUAACCUUUGAAAGCAAGAAGGGAAGUUGUUGAAAAGGGAAGUGUAGCUGUACUCAUCUCAUCUUGAAAUCUCAAUUAAUUGCAUAAUUCUUUAGUAUUGAAAUCAGUGAAAUCGAUAUUGAGAGUUCUUAGAUUUUCGUCGAUGUUAUAGGUUCUCGUCAGUUUGUUUUAUUUCCUAAAAGUAAACAUUAGUGCUCUCUACGUAGUAUUUUUUUCUUCAUUAACAACAAGUGUUAAAUCUUUUUAGUGUUUAUACAUGCAUUCGUCAGUAAACAGCCGGCUUCUUUUAUUUUCCCCGAUUAUCACUAAUUGCUUUCCGCUUGACUGCCAGACAGUGAUUUUUCAGGGCGUUUAACACUUUGAUGUUGUCGAUAAUUACUGAAUAACAUGUAAAGUAUGUUUAGUCACGUAAACAUGAAAGAUAAUUUGGUUGAAGUACAAUCAAUGUACCUCGCGUUCACCUUGUUAAACUCUAUCUGUGCGUCAAAGUGAUUGAGGUGUUGCUUGUCUCAACAAACCGACUUUCAUUGAGGUAAAUUUUAACCACCUUAAACCAGGAUACCGUAGAUCACGCGAAGUUGGUUAUUUUCGUGCUUAUCGUCUGGGAAAUUUGUGUUUCUAGUUCGACGAUAGACGGAAGCAUGCGAAUGAAGAAUUCAUCCGAACCCAGCUCUCCUCUGUCUCCCGAAGUUUUCCCAGCGAGGGCUUUCAUCAAGGAAGGUCCAGUGCAAUUAUCCUCGGUAAGUGUUUCUGAUUUGUGGCUUUCUUCUCCAAAUAAUUGCUCUGUCGGUCGUCGACUCUUCACCUUAAAAUGAAAGUGUAAAUGAAUCCUUGGAAAAGCACGAAGCAACUUAAAGAAAACUGUGAAAGAAUAUAAAUAUACGGAUCAAUUUACGAUAUAUCGAAACGUAAGGUAAGUCCGAAGCUAAGCGCCAAAUUACAACUUAUUUCCGAAGUUGACUUGAAAGAAGGCAUCCGUGACUCGGGAAGGGAUUGGGGGGGUGGGGAGAGAAUGAAAUGCACAAAAUCUCUUCAGAGACUUCGACAUUUGUUGUUUAUGAGUAAGCUUUAAUCCAUGAUGCUUGGAUGCUUUUUCACUAGUUAUAUUUCAAUUUGUUGUCAUUUCAAGGGUAUGUCCUCUCAAGACAGACAUCUGUUCUUGUUCGAUGACCUUCUUUUAAUAGCAAAACCAAGGUAAGUCUUACUGUCGUUUCGUGUAUAGUCAAUUGGGUUAUUAUUCGUAAUUCUCAUUUAUCCUUUUUUUUCUUUUUUUUUUUUUUUACUCUUCUGGGGUAAGCAAAAGCAACCAUUUUACACUUGCUUAUUGUGGGAAAAAAAGGGUUUGUAAAAACAAUAGGUAGUCUUGCAGCCAUGUUUACAGUUAUGAUUUCGUUAUUAACAUUCUAGGUCUGCGACGUUCAAGCUUAAGCAUCGAGUUCGGGUUAGCGAGAUCUGGUUGGCUAAUUGUCUUGAUGACGUGUGUGAAUCGACGAAAUCCGCUGACAGGUCGUUUGUGAUUGGCUGGCCCACUACAAACUUUGUAGCUGCCUUCAAGUAAGAAUGAUUCCCGUCUAAGUGUGACGCUUUCUCAAUUGCACGUAUGUAAAGAGCUUUUUUUCCACGUCGAGGCAAAACUGUCCUCAAAGGGCAGGAAAUAUUUAGGUAACAGUCCAAGGUCUUUGAGAAAUGUUUAUGGAAUAAAAAAGUGGCGGCAAGGAUAAAUAAGGUCCACCAAAAUUGUGGUGAAUCACAAAGAGCGAGAAACUUAAUACCUUGAUAACAUCUCGCGAUGAGUUUUGAUUGUUAUGGUUUGUUAUGACUCUGUUUUCGGUAUUGUGAGUGUUCAUAAAUCUAUUAUCGACUAAAAUUGUUGAUUGGAAUGUUUUGUGAUUUGCAGUACACCGGAGGACAAGGAAGCCUGGCACAGUGUUCUGACAAAGUAAGUUUGAGUAUCGCUACCUUUUCUUUAAUCUUUUUUAUGAUAUUUGCAGUCUUUUUUAGCCUCCUAGAGACGGAGGAAGAAUGGCAAAUAGUAACUCAGAUUAAAGACAAAGAUGUCGAAAUAUUAAGAGUGAACCAUUGGACCUUGUAACUGCCAGGAUUUCGAUAUUAAUUCUCCUUACUGUCCACAUACAUUUCAUUUAAUUUUAGCUUCAGGAAUUUGGCUGUAAAUUAGACAAUAUCCUCCACUCAAUAUUUUUCUUUGUGCUUUACAAUAUAUUGAUAUUGUUAGAAGAAAUUACGUAGUGGUCACUCGUGAGAGAAGAACGCUGAGGUAGAUAAACCAGGACCCAGCUGCUUUCCUCACACACUGUUUCCUUUAUCUCAUUUAGGUAUCUACGUCUCACCAAUCCUCAUUUAAAAUUUAUUUUUUUAUUUCAUGUUUUAUUUUUUCAAGGAGUGUUGUCAUGCUUAGUUUGUUUUUCAUUCGCAGGCACGUGAAAGAACAGAAGGACAGUGAAGAUCCAAAAUGUGUCAGCCUUAAAGUGUAUAACAGGGACAUGGAGUCACCGGACUCCUCAGGAUAUGUGAGUUUCGCUUUAGAGAGUAACUAUUAUCUUUUGAAAUAUAACAGCUCCUCCUUUUCUAGAAAAAUCAGUCGCACGAUUCAAUAGAAAUCGACAAAAAAAUUCACAGCAUUUUAUCCUUGCCCCGCGUGAACGCCGGGAAGCUUUCAGCAGUUCAGGUGGCGCCAGGAUAUUUUUCUGUCAAAUUUAUGAUAACAUAGCUAGUAAAUUUGUCUUAUCAAAUUCAAUUGCCGAAGCGUGCUUCAUAUUCCUAUUGUGCACGCUCAUGACGUCAGCAAACAAAUCCCUCGAGGAAAAAAUUUUCCAUCGGGUUGAAAAUGUUAUUAAACAAUUGGUUCAUACGUCAGCUGUGCGUUCAUCGAGAUAUGAAGCACUUGGGAAGUUUGGAGAGCACUCGAGAAGCUAGAGUUGCUCGAGGCGUAGAACCAAUUGUUAUUUGACUUGCACGAGGGAUUUCGCGCGGAACGAGGGACUACUGGUAUUCUGGUGAUGCAGCAACUUAACCAAGUGGUGUUGUUACAUUUUAAUGGGAGAUUUUCUCUAAAGUUUUUCUCGUGGCGGCCUUUGUAAUAAUGUCACUGCCUUCAGGUUAUCACGUUAUUUACUUCAAAUAUGUUCUUCUCUCAGUCCAAGUCGUUCACUGUCACCAACAUGGACGAUGCAGCUACAGUCGUUAAAAUGUCAUUGGCGCAGUUUCAAUUUCAGGUAAGUUUAAUUACACUUUCAUGAAGUAGGUUUUACUUAAGACCCAUCCUCGAGUCUCAGCUGCAGGGAGAGGCUUCAAUUUGAGAAGAACUAGAUAUAGCGUAAAAACAAGAACGACGUUCCAAAAUAAUCUAAACGCUUUUAAUUGCCGAGGCUAGAUUUUUCAAAAGUUUAACAAUGUUUUAACAUAAUGCUGUGUAUAAAAAAUGAAUCCGUUUGUUUCUGUUAGACUGAAGAUCUGUCCGAGUUUCAGCUGUGGGUUCUCUCUGGCAAAGAGGACGGCGCGUACCCAUUAAUAGGUAAAACAUUUCUAGUAUCUUACGAUGUCUACACAAUGUAUAGAAGUGAACUGACAAGAACGAAAAAAUUGUCAACUGAGGGACUGAGAAGUAAACGACGAUCAGUGAAAAAAAAAAAACAACAACAUUUAUCAUGACUUAAGUUGCUUGAGAGAGUUCUUUACUAGAAGCGACUUUUGACUCAGUCGUAUUUUCUGCUCUUCAUUUUCUAUUAUGAAGAAAUUUUCUUGUUCUUUGUCAAGGCUUUCGUGCAACGGUCCCACAAUAGAAAAUGUUCAUUUUUUUUCCUUAUUGAUAGUUGGUGCUGCUUAUCAAAUAACAGGUUUUAAACCUCUCACUCCACUUCUCUCUUUUCGUGAUCGUUGUGUAGGUCAUGAGUUUCCAUUCGCGAUCAAAAUGAACCACAUGCGUGAGGCGGCGCUAACGGAUGAAGAUGGAUUUCCCUUUGACUUUGACCAGCAACUGCCGUCAAUGGAUCCGUUGUCUCCUGAAACGCAAUGUCAGUUUAUUCUUAAAAGGAACAAGAAAAUACCCAACAGAAUAGCUAUAGGUGAGGUUUUAAGCUUCAGCUGGCAGGAAUAAAGUUUGUAGCUACCCAAACGGUAAAAUCUGGUCAGCGGUUUUAGCGACGUGACAUGUGCAGAGGGGUAAUUUAAGCGAUAAUAAAAGCUUGUAAACCGUUUUUGUAUCGUGGCAGGCGAAGUGAAGUGCCUGGGAGACGCAGUGGUCUUAUGGGUAGCACGAGCGUUUCUGAGCCCGCAGGAAAGUAUGACGCCUUGAGCAACGCGAGCCUGCGACAGGUCUCAGUACCAGACCCCUGGUUAGCGUUCUCCUAGACUCGUCUCAAGUCUCCCUGUGGGUGGACAAACGCGCGUCCUUUAACGCUAACAAUGAGGUCUGCUCUCAGGCAAAGUGGGUGGGGGGUGAAAAUCAAUGCACCGCGUCGGAAUCAAAAGUGUCCUAAAUAUAAACUAACUACUAUGGCAAGUGUUUUUUAAUUUAAAAUUUUCCUCUUGAAUUUUAUCAUGUUUUGUCGAUAGAUGUACAUAAUGCUCCUAGCAAGCAACGAUGGAAAAAUCCGAUAAAGAAAUCGCCGAUAAUCAAUUGGGCCAUGCACAAGAAAACUACGGGAUCAACUAAAGGAAACUCCUUGGAUGGAAAUUCUUCGUCAGCUGGAAAGUAAGUGGAGUCAUGACUUUAUAAAGAAUGCGUCGGUUAACUUUCUUGCGUAACAUGUUAACACAAGAAGGAUUGAAUUUGAGUAGUGUAGAUUUUUCAAUUUGGUCAUUUCCAAUCUGUGAAAAACUGAAAGUUUGCGAUUUCCAAUCCGUUGAAAGACGAAGAGGCCCCUUCAAGAUGUAAAGGUCGAGGAGGUAAACUACUUCUUUGGAGGGAGGGGACAUGUUUGAAAAGAACCAUGUUGGGGUCCAGGCAUAGGAGAUGUUAUAUGCUACGAAACAACUUUAAUCACUUGAAGUGCAAGACGUUACGAGGAAGUAGGUGGCAAACUACACAAAAACGCCGCUUACUUCUUUUUUUUUCCCGUCGUGUUUCGCAAAACUUCGCACGGGGCAGGUUAGGAAACGGCUUAGCAUUUUGUUUUAUUUCACGGCGAUUUUGAUUCAGUUCUCACGGUAAUGGAGAUUCACUCGUUGCAGUGAAUUGUAUUUGCGAUCAUAUCAAUUUGUGUUUGAUUUUCCAGGCUUUUCGGAGUACCUCUGACUCAGCUGUGUACCGAGGAAGAGCCUGUACCCAAAGCAGUACAGGAUUUGUUGUUACAUUUGUUUCGAUAUGGUCCAAGUACCACAGGAAUCUUCAGAAAAUCGGCGAAUGCUAGGAUUGCUAGAGAAAUCAAACUCGAACUGGAUGAAGGUGAAAAGUGGUCCUUAUCGAUUAAUGAAUUAAUUAAUUAAUUUUAACUUGUGAGCUAUAUUAUCAUACGCAAAUUUCUCAUUGAAAUAUUUCCUGUAUCCCUUGGAACAAAUUGAAAAGGUUUUCUUUUAACUUGCACCCACGAGUCGACGACGGGCUUAUAACGUAAAGUGGUUGAGAAUGUAUCUCUUUAAAUGUUAUGACAUACAGCCGUUGGGGUUUGUACUCCGAAAUGGGGCCAUAAAAAGUGCGCAAACUGGGGUCUAAUGAAAUCGACUCCUCCCAAAAGAGCCCCAAUGAGGAGUUACAGAUUUCUGUAGAGCGGUGUUACUUUGGAAGAUAACCAAUAAUUAUUUGAGCCUGUUGUAAAUGUGCUCUUUUGUCUCCUUUAGGUAAAUUGGUAGAUUUUGAAGACGUAUCAGAAGUCGUGACCGCCUCUGUCAUGAAGGUACAAGAUAAUUGCUUUAUUGCUCGGACCAAAAGGUUGUCAUCGUUUUUUUUAAACUCGAUUUAAUCCGAUCGAUAACCAAAUGUGCUUUCCCUUGAGAAGCUAGUGUAUUCCUACCAUUCUAAAGGCGAUGGAAACUACAUGGUAAAAUGAUACUUGUACACAAGUUCGGCCGCUAUAUUGCAUGGAAGUUAGUUUGAAGACUUUUCUUAUUUUUAGGAAUUCCUUCGCCGUUUGCCAGACUGUAUUUUUGAAAGUGAAAACUACGAAGAUUUAGUCGCCACAAACAACAUCGAAGAUCAGGACGAAAGAGUGAAACAAAUAAAGGGGUGAGACAAUUCUUCUCUGAUAUCACGUUCUUGCGAAUACAAUUUAUGUUUCAUGCGAAAGUAAACGUGGUGUAUCGCCGUAAAAUUGUGUUAUACCUGAUCAUGAAAAUACCUUUUUCGUGUUUUUUGGACGCUAGGAAUAACUUUUGCCCGAUAGAAUUGCAGUCUACUUACCCUGAUGUUGCGAUUUACUUCGAGUAAUUACAGUUUCGUCACCGAGUGUAGAAGCUCGGUAAUAAUUGUCAUUUUCAGUUGAAUUUAUAAAGCCAUCCGGGAUCGUAUUGGCUUGGAUUUGCCAUGUUCUGUGAUUGGUGCAGGACUGACUGCUCUGGGCCAUUAUUGGCUCUCUUUAGUAUUUUUUUUCCUUCUUAUGGGCUGUUUUGGUGUCUCCGGGUUUGCCUUUUCGACACUCAAAUCAUGAUGCGCACUCUAAGUUUGUAUUUACUUCGAUGCGGCUAAAUUUUUUUUCUCAACAUUUUUGUUUUUUAGGAUUUUGGACGGGAUCAACCGUUUCAAUUAUGAACUACUGAAGUCAUUUUUGUGCGUGUUAUUUCACAUUGCCGACAAUGCGGAGACCAAUAACAUGAACGCUUAUAACCUGGCCGUGUGUGUGGCUCCCAGCAUGCUUUGGGCGCCAAAAGGUUCCAGCAUUCCCGCCACCGAGCAAUCAAACUCAGUGCCGCCAGUGAUUCAGUUUAUUAUUGAACACAGUGUGGCUAUCAUGGGAGAUAAAGUAAGGACGAUUCUUGGCGAUCGUAGCGAGAUCGUCACCACUAAUCAUGUGACCAGCGAUUCGGAGGGUAGUACCCAGGACUCGCGGACUGCUUUGAGUCAGUCCUCUACGGAUGACGGGAUAGAAUCACCGGAACCUCUAAGUCCCAAAGGAGAAAGGAACUCUAUUCACUUAAGUGAUUCGAACUUGUAUGUUACAAGCACGCUCGCAGUUCACCCAACGAACAAGAGUGUUAGUACUCCAAGCUCUCCUUGUGAUUCCGGAAUUCCUUCCCCGAGUUCAUCGCCCACUCUCAAGAGGCACGACGUUGAGUUUUCUAAUAAACUCAGCGCCGCUUUUUAUGAACCCAAUAAAACGAAAGGACAUGCAGCGAUCAGUCGUAGAAGUUCGGAGCCGCUCGGGUUACCUCCGGAUUCGAUGAAAUUACGACUGAAAAGCAGUCGGAAAUACCCGAGCUCUAAAAGACAACUGAGUAGUACAACGACAAGCGCUGAACUUAUCGAACAUAAACAAACUCAAAAGACUACGGCUAGUGGCCGGAAAUUAGAGACUGCUGUUCUUCGCCGGGCACACUCGCCUCAAACUGUGCGACUGUUUCCUGUCACGCAAAAUGUAACGCAAUACCAGCGUCUUCAUCCUGUAUCAAGUUACCCAUUGUCUUUGUCACGGGCUAUGGAAGCUAAACAUUCCGUACAAACGCAAGGUCUUAUUUCGGACAGUCUUGAUAGCAACUCGACAUCUCCUGUGCCACCUAGUUCUCCCGUAUCCAAACAAUCGCCUGGAGGACCUCGCUCUCCGUCUCCAAACCCCGAUCAAGUUUUCCAAGCUGUCGAUCGUCGGAGACAACCUGCAGCGCCAUCGUAUCAGGAACAUAUGCAGCGGAGGAGGGAAUUGAAUUCAAAACCUGCGUUUUUUCAGGGUGCAGAAGGAAAGGAGACCAAAGAAGUGGAUUCUAGCAAGGACCAUAUUUCUCCAAGGGAAGCAAAGGCAUUUUUCGAAGCUAGAGAGCAACAACCCCGCUUCCCUGGGAGAUUAGGCGUCUUCGGUAACGAUAGAUUGGAUUCGGAAAGGAGCGAAACUUCCUCGACACCUAAAACGCCAAUGUCGCCAACGAGCCAGAAUGAUAAUAUAUGGGAGCAAGUGGAGGAGGUGAACGCCAGCACAGUUGCAAGUGCCGGAAUCCGCAAACUGGAACAUUCACCAUUUGGACUUAACCUUCAUCAGAAACGAAACGUAAGUGAAGGGUCGUAUAAAAAACCGCCGCCUGAAAAUGUUCGAAAAACUGUCGGGCUAUCGUCAAGUCAUGGCUCUGGCCAAUUAAGAUCAGCGCUUGGUUCUGUUUCAUCCGCUGGUACAGCUUCCAUGCCCCAUAGUUCUUCUCUUACUCACUUCCCACACUCCGACUUCUUUCCUCACGAAGCUCAAUCAAAAACGCAUUGGGCAUCUUCAGUUGAUGCUCGGGGGACCUCGGCAAUGCCCAAUUCGCCAGGAUCUUUUCGAAUUCGGAGAGGAAGCGCAACCUCGUCUUCGUCGUCGGUGUCUAGCCUGGACGAACGAUCUAGCAUCGGUGCUGAUUCAACGUUUUCCGAAGGCAGAACUGAUGUGACGCAGAUUCGGGAUAUCAGGGAACUUCUUAGCGAGAAUGCGCAAGCUAACGGGCUCAAAAUCAGCCCACAGACAGCGCAAGUGAUCGCUAAAGUGCGCACGCCGCGCGCGCAGAGUGGAGCCUAUCCUGCUCCUUCUCAUGACGAUAUCGAAAACAUUCUGUUCACAGAAGAAUCUUACGUCUAGCGUUAGGCUUUACGUACUGUAUAAAGGAAACUCUGCAAAGUAAUUAGCUGUAAUUAAUAAUGAUUUAAUUGGGUAUUUCCCUUCCCGGUUCAAGGCAGCAUUUUAUUUUUAUAAGCCGUAC